This is a messenger RNA of Sipha flava (yellow sugarcane aphid), 694 nucleotides long. RefSeq names its product dihydrofolate reductase (gene Dhfr). Gene Ontology annotation, molecular function: dihydrofolate reductase activity; NADP binding. Gene Ontology annotation, biological process: folic acid metabolic process; glycine biosynthetic process; tetrahydrofolate biosynthetic process. NCBI's taxonomy places the organism in Eukaryota, Metazoa, Arthropoda, Insecta, Hemiptera, Aphididae. The record is from RefSeq and is a predicted model, not a curated record. Gene Ontology annotation, cellular component: mitochondrion. The transcript has a single exon. Bases 122 to 667 code for a protein of 181 amino acids.
AAUGUAACCAUCGUCUGAUAAAGUAUAUCGUUAAUAUUGUGUUAUAAAUAAAAAACUAAUAAAAAUACUUACAAUUUUUAAAUCCUUUAUUUUGUUUAAUUUAUUUUUUUUGUUGUUGACAAUGGAUAAUUUGACUUAUAAUGUCAUAGCUGCAAUAUCAAAAAAUGGUGGAAUUGGCUACAAAGGUGAUCUUCCAUGGAGACUUAAAAAUGAAAUGGAAUAUUUCAAUCGGAUGACCAAACUAGUGAAUCGAGAAGGUGCUCAAAAUGCAGUUAUAAUGGGUCGUUGUACUUGGCAGUCAAUACCUGAUAAAUAUAGACCACUAAAAGGAAGAUUAAAUGUAAUAAUAUCUAAUACUUUGAACAGUUUACCAGAAGGUGUUUUAUUGUACCCUAAACUUACAGAUUCAUUAAAAGACCUUAGUACAAACAAUCAGGUAGAAAAAAUUUGGGUAAUUGGUGGCUCAGGUUUAUAUAAUGAAGCAGUAAAAGACAAAAAUUGCAAAUAUUUAUAUAUUACAAAGAUUGACCAGGAAUACUUAUGUGAUGUUUUUUUCCCAAAUAUUGAUCUUAAAGAAUUUGAAGAAAUCAUUGAAUCUGGUGUUCCUAAAGGAAUUCAAGAAGAAAAUGGUAUCCAAUAUGAAUUUAAAGUAUAUAAGAGAUUGUGAUUAUCAAAUUUAAGUAUAUUAAUAAUA